Molecule: messenger RNA, 2780 nt
Organism: Homarus americanus (American lobster)
Lineage: Eukaryota; Metazoa; Arthropoda; Malacostraca; Decapoda; Nephropidae
Exons: 2
Coding region: 70-2073 (667 amino acids)
Source: RefSeq, a predicted model, not a curated record
UUCGACGUCAUAAGGGAACACACGUCCUCACCGCUGUCUCCUGCACUCUCACUCUAGCACCACCACAUCAUGGCAAGGAUGGUUCUUUUGGUGGUCUCUUCCCUACUAACCAUGGACCUAACUCUGGCGAGCUACAGUAACAACCUUAUCAACCUGAUCAUUCGUCCUGCGGGUCGCAGUCGCUCCUUCAAGUGGCUCGGCCGAGGAGACAUUGACAACAUUCCCAUCCAUGUUCCCCGGCCGGUCUUCCUCCCUCGCUGGCUCCCCAAGGAUAGGCCAGAGUAUGUGGCCAAGUGGGUCCCUACCACGCCCUCGCCACACGCCCGGAAACCUUCCUCUGAUUACUCUGGGUUCGGUGAUCUCAGGUCUAACUCUGUAGUUGAACCAUCAGUCUCAACAACCUAUGAUGCGGCACUGGUCCGCGCCUCUGAGACACCGCUUACUGGCUAUGCUCCUCCCCACCCAGACGAUAUCAUCUCUGAGACGCAAACGAGAAGCAACGUCGCUCCCGCCGACAGCACAUCGCCCGCCGUUGUGAAACCUCCACCUUCAGAGUACUUCUCCCAACAAGAAGCUCCGGUGCUCCCCGUGACGGCCAUCAGGAGUCAACUGAGUGUGUCCCCUCCAGCACCACUACAGCCCACCUUCAGCGCCCUCAUACAAGACGAAGCCUCUGUGCAGAUCAUAGACUUCGGUCCCCCUGAACCCGGCAGCAUCAUCGUCGAGGGCAACAGCAUAGACGUUCUAGAAACUACCGCUGACGAUUUUCUUGUGAGUGCCAUGAUUGACGGCACUCUGACAGCGUUCCACCCCGCCGCCGUCACCACCACCCUGGGGGGCGCCGUGAUCCAGGACAACACUGUUCCUCCUGAAGGUGAUGACGUGGUGUUCAUCGUAGGGCCUAACGAUGACGUGGUGAGGUCUACCUUCACCCCGCACACCACCACACUCCUCCUCGAUGACGAUGACCUUCAGUCCUCGCUCGAUAACCCCGGCAAGACUCUGGCGUCCCCCUCCGUCAUCACUCUGCCGCUGGAAGUCCCACAAGCAGACGUCAUUACUCAGGAAAAUGAAGUGAAGUUCAUCUUUGGCGACUCUCACCCACAGAACGCUGAGUUAACUCUGAGACACAACCAAGGUUCACAGUUACCUCACAACCAAGGUUCACAGUUACCACACAACCAAGGUUCACAGUUACCACACAACCAAGGUUCACAAUUACCACACAACCAAGGUUCACAGUUACCACACAACCAAGGUUCACAGUUACCACACAACCAAGGUUCACAGUUACCACACAACCAAGGUUCACAGUUACCACACAACCAAGGUUCACAGUUACCACACAACCAAGGUUUACAGUUACCACACAACCAAGGUUUACAGUUACCACACGACGCCUCACUAAGCCAAGAGUUUCAGCCCAGUCCAGUUUUUAAUGUAAAUCAAGACCCUCUAACCAGUGAAGACUUUCAGCCCAACCCGGAGUUUAUAUCAACGCUCAACUCACAACCCAAUUUAGAAUUUGUGUCUGAGGGAAAUUUCGAAAAUGAUCCCGAAAUCCUAUUUAACGAUAAUGCUCAGCAGCCAUCAGGGAACUCAGAAGAAACAAGACCCGUGUUGUUGCCCGGCGAUAGUAUCUUAAUCACUGUGGGGUCCAGCCAAGACGUUCAGUUUAACAAUGACUUUGAGUCCAGUCGCACGUUCCAGUCUAGGGAGAGUGUUGGUGCAGCUGAUCCCGAGGACCUCAUCACGUCCCGGGCGGCACCCCUGGCCAGACCAGCAUUGAUGGCCCCGCCCGCAUUGCCGCCCCUGCUAGACGGCCGCGCCCUCACCCACCUCACCUCCCUUCCCGUCACUGACUUUAUCCCGCAACCAGUGGUGGUCCCCCUCGUUCCGUCGUCCAUCACGCUGGACCUACCUCAGGAGGACCUCCGGGGCAGGCAGGCUCGGGUUCUCUCUGGUACACACUCGUUCCCUGACCGGAAGUUCGAAGCCUCCCAGAUACUGCCAUACGGCGCCCGCUUCCACCCUAGACGACGGCAGCACCCCAGGCGGAUGUUCUUCGGCUGAAGGAAGGAGGAACACGCCAUCAGAAAGUCUUUACAGAAUCGUAGGUUAAAAUUCUCUGUGUCAACCUGAAUCAUUUCACCCAAUACACUAACAUGGCGGCCAGAGUGGUGGUCAUACUGCACGGACAUUCUCUCUCUAGGAAAGAUUUAUUCUCUUAUUAACAGACAAUUUUUCAAUUACAAAUCUGAAAAUCCGAAGUUAGACAACGUGACUUGAUACAAAACUGUUAAACUAAUUUUUCGGGUGAAAUAAACCAACCUAACCUUUCCUAACUUAAAACUAAGCCUGAUCUAACCUUAGCCUAGCAUAAACCAAACUAAUACUACCACAGAAUCGUUAGGUUAGCGGCCUAACAAGAUCAAUGUUCUAUUUUAUCCACUCUUGUUUGGGGAUAUCUGUCCAACAUUGCGACAUUGAUCACCUUCGACACUGUAGCCGAAUACUACAGGUGUGUGUAUGUGUAAUUAUCUGUGAUUUUUUAAUACAUUUAAAUGCAAUUAUAUAGAUAAAUUUAUUAAAUGGUAACCUUCAGUGUUAGGUAACCAUUAUUAUUAGUAGGAGUAGUAGUAUUGUUGUUGUUGUUGUUGUUGUUAUUUCAUUAGUGGUAGCAGCAGGAUUGUCAUCAUUCUUGUUAGUGCUCUUAUUAUCAGUUAUUAUUGUUAUAUAUUUCAUUAUCAUUGUUAUUAUUAUCAUUGUUAUAAUUGUUA